Molecule: messenger RNA, 1626 nt
Organism: Sinocyclocheilus grahami
Lineage: Eukaryota; Metazoa; Chordata; Actinopteri; Cypriniformes; Cyprinidae
Product: transcription factor Sox-19b-like
Exons: 2
Coding region: 313-1194 (293 amino acids)
Biological process (GO): neuron differentiation; brain development; negative regulation of transcription by RNA polymerase II
Cellular component (GO): nucleus
Molecular function (GO): RNA polymerase II cis-regulatory region sequence-specific DNA binding; DNA-binding transcription activator activity, RNA polymerase II-specific
Source: RefSeq, a predicted model, not a curated record
UCAACUUGACUGCAAACUAUUGCGGCUCAACAAGUGGCUUGUGGAUAGAGUUCAGCAGAAUUUAGACAAACAGCUGUGAUUGAGGAGCUUUUCGCGCCCUUUUUACUAUAUUUUGUUUGAAAAACUUGUUCUAAAUGUUUUGAUUCAUCGUGGAGUUCUUUUUUGACUGCUGCUGUUUGGCCAGACAAUCCCGACUGUAGCCUAAAGAGACUUCACCUGCGCCGGAUUUGUUUGAGCUGAUUAGGUUCGCUUGGACACUUUUAAUUGGCUGCCUUACACAUUGAGCGCUUGAAACUCAAAGUGUGUAGUGGCAUGAUGUACAGCAUGAUGGUGGAACAUGAACUGAAGACCGCGGGUCAGCCUCAUCCCCACCACAACAGUCCAGGGAUGUCUCCUCCGGUCAGCGGGGUUGGCCACGGAUCAAACACCUCUUGUCCACCCGGCGGGGACCCCAUGGACAAAGUGAAGCGCCCCAUGAAUGCGUUUAUGGUGUGGUCCCGGGGUCAGCGGAGGAAGAUGGCACAGGAGAACCCCAAAAUGCACAACUCGGAGAUAAGCAAACGCCUCGGGGCGGAAUGGAAACUUUUAACGGACACCGAGAAGCGGCCGUUCAUCGAUGAGGCCAAACGGUUGCGGGCCGUACACAUGAAGGAAUACCCCGACUACAAAUACAAACCUCGGCGUAAGACCAAAGCUCUCCUCAAGAAGGACAAUCCCGUCGGUAAAUAUCCUCUCGCAGCCGGCAACCUGCUGGCAUCAGCCGUGGCACAGGGACAAGGUGGGAGCCCGAGAAUGGACGGCUAUGGCUGGGGUCACACCGCUGGUUAUAUGGCAAUGCAGGGUGAAGCACUCGGAUACCCGCAACAGCUGCACCGGUACGACCUGUCGGCUCUCCAGUACCCGUCGGCACAGACGUACAUGAACGGCGCCAGCUCUUACAGGUUUCUUUUAUCAAACCAAAUGUCAUAUAGUGGCAGCCCUCAGCAGCCCAGCCCAGUGAUGUCUAUGGUUAAACCAGAACCACUAUCCCAUUCGCCUACUGGCCACCACCGUGGGGCUUUCCAAGGGGACCUGAGGGACAUGAUUAGCAUGUACAUUCCAGGUGGUGAUACCAGCGACAGCUCAAACCAGAGAACCUACCCUGGUGUCCAACAGCACUAUCUUGGUGGAACUGUUCCCCUCACUCAUAUCUGAAGUUUAGGGAAUGCUCCCUGAACUCCUAUUAGUUGGACCCUUAUUGGGACCAUAGUGCUACAAAUAGACUGUAUGGAUUACUGAAUACUUCUGAUUGUUUACUACCUCCUUGCUGUGAAUGAUCUGAAGUUGUCUGUUGAACCUGUAUAGCAAAUUUAGCUGUUUCAGUUUCUUGUUUUCUGUCUUUGCAACUGUUCACACUAUGACCAGGCGUAACUUCUUAAACUUCUCAUCACAUUAAGCUUAAGUCAGCUUGCACAGCCAUCCCUUCUCUUUGUUCCACGAAUAGAUAGAUUUUCCUCAAGUAUUCUUUUCCGUGUUCUGCUCCGUGCAAUGUUUAGAACAUGCGUUGUUCAUGCAGCAGUGGGCAAUCAUUAUUCAAAGUCUAAUUGGGGUACAAAACAGGGCGAAACCGCAUAUUGGGAACUCCAA